AUGCAUCUGGUCAUGCAGCAAACCGUAGAGGCCGCCCGGUCUAGCAAAGCGUGCACGCAAUGCCGAGAGCGCAAAAUCAAAUGCUCAGGCACACAGCCCUGUCGCCAUUUCUCGAGACGUCAAUCCGAGUGUGUGUUCCCUGAUGGCGGAAAAAAGAGACUAUAUUCAGUCGCGUAUGUUGAAGACCUGAAGCGAAGAGCAUCCAUUGCUCGGCACACCGACCAGAAUAUCAUCUCCGAUCCAUCAAGCACAUCGGGUAAUGGCGCAAAAUUUGGAGACGAGGCAUCGACACGACCACCCAACCACAAUAUCAUAGAUACUGGGUUAUCAGACAGUCCGACUGACAUGACAGAUCGACUUGCUCUUGACCCGGUCAUGUCAUCAAGCUCACGCUUUGGUUCCCAUGUCAAAAAUCUCAAGUCUAAAGCAUCGGAUUCGUGGGAUCGCUCAGCUGAAGCACAUACUGACUCUUAUUCGUUGCUGGCAGAAUUGGCAAGCCCAGUUGAGGAUGCACCUACCAGCUUGCACUGGCCUACGCAAGAAGACGCCUACUCUUUGCUAGAUCAUGUGCUCACGUCGAUUGGUACAGUGCAGCAUCUCUUCGAUCCAAGGCCGCUGGGAGAUCAUCUGUCUUUGGUCUGUGAUCAGCCACAAACAGAAAUCAAUAUUGGAAGUCUAUGGGAUAUCGAAUUGCUUCUGGUCCUCGCUAUUGGUGAACUCCUCCGUGGAGAAACUUGGGUAUCAGGUUCGUUACCUGGGGCUCGAUAUUUCCAGGAGGCUGCCCGGCAGACACCAGGCAUCGUUUCGCUCCGUGCCUCGGGAAUAGUGGCAAUUGAAGUCAUGGCUCUUUGCGCUUUCUAUCUUCAGUGCGCUGACUGUAAAGAUGAUGCUUAUCUCUAUGCCGGCAUGGCUCUGAGACUCGCCAUAUCACAUGGCAUGACGGCCAUGGAAAGUGUCGGCCAGAUUCGCCAAAGCGACAGGACACACAGGAAUCGUCUAGCUUGGUCUGUCUAUAUGCAGGAGAGGCGACUGGCAGCCGCUACCGGGAAUCCGUUUGGCCUCGAUGACACUGAAAUGCAAGCUCGUUGGCCAUUUGAAUCGCCUGGGUUUGCUUCCGCUACUGCGUUGAGUACCAACGUUAGGAUUGCAAGAAUCACUGGACAGAUUAUUCGAGAUGUGUAUCGACGAAAGCACGAAACAGAUGAUGGAUUUGUCAAGACAACACAAGACAUUCUCAAUCAACUCCUAGACAUCGAUCAGAAGAUGAGCCGCGAGUUUUCCAUCGAUUACACUGUUGAUACUUGCAUCACUUCUCGAACUACUGCCACGCUUCGGCUUAUGUUGCUACAGGCAAAAAUGCUCAUGACGAGACCGGUAUUGCUCUAUCGGACAAGAGAGAAUUUCUGUCCGCCGACAGAACUUCAUACAUCUCGGACCGACGAACCAUUGAUACUCAGGCUGUGCGAUAUUUGCAUUGACUCUGCUUCGAGGAUAAUCAAGAUUUUGCAGGCAAUACGAAAACAAGGAAUUCUCUCAAAAUUUGGGUUCUUCGAUCUCGAUGCUGCUGUUUCUGCGGCCUUUGUCUUUAUUCUAGCCGAGGCGAGUAGCUCCAAUAUUCAACAUUACCGGAAUGAUGUCAAAGGAGCACUGGACGUCCUGAGCUACCUCGGUACGUGUGGAAACAGGGUAGCUGCGAGAAAGCUGACAGAGAUUCGACAAAUGUGUGUGCAACUCGAUAUUGACACGCAAUAUGAUACUGAAGCCUUGGAAGAAGGCUCCCAAAACGAUAUUUUGGACCAUCCGGGUGCGGGCCCUAGCAAUGACCUCGGGACUGGCAAUAUCACACCCCAGCCACAUGCAUUCUCAGGACCAACACUGCAUGGUGAGGGAUUCGAAGAACUUUCUCUGUCGGCAUGUCUGGCCUCAUGUGAAGGUGGCUUCAAUUUCCUCGAGUUGUACCGCGGCGAUGGCAUGGAUACUGAUGGCACGAUUGAGAUGGACUGGAGAGCAAUUGAAAGAGCCAUCUUGGAGACCGAACCUGACCAAGACCGUACGUCACAGGAUUGGUGCUAG
Messenger RNA from Pestalotiopsis fici W106-1, 2073 nucleotides. RefSeq lists its product as uncharacterized. Bases 1 to 2073 code for a protein of 690 amino acids. Gene Ontology annotation, biological process: regulation of DNA-templated transcription; DNA-templated transcription. The transcript has 10 exons. Gene Ontology annotation, molecular function: DNA-binding transcription factor activity, RNA polymerase II-specific; DNA binding; zinc ion binding. Lineage: Eukaryota; Fungi; Ascomycota; Sordariomycetes; Amphisphaeriales; Sporocadaceae. The record is from RefSeq and is a predicted model, not a curated record.